Molecule: messenger RNA, 3183 nt
Organism: Daphnia pulex (common water flea)
Lineage: Eukaryota; Metazoa; Arthropoda; Branchiopoda; Diplostraca; Daphniidae
Exons: 4
Coding region: 2256-2936 (226 amino acids)
Source: RefSeq, a predicted model, not a curated record
UCAUUAGGUAGAUUCUAGUGCAAGUAUCCUGAACAUCAUUGUGGGAGCCCACUUCAUUAUGUAAGUACAAUGUAGGUGGUAUUUUUAUUUCAUAACAAUACGGAAAAGUCCUUGUAAAUCUGUUGAACAUGAACCAAUUUCGAUUUCACCUUUAAUUAAGACUAGGAUUGAAUUUUGAGCCAUGUCUCUUUAACACAUCUUGUGUUGAGAAUUUCACAAUUGUUUUUUUUUUCAAUAGAGAACAGAGGAUAUCUGGAAUUAUUUAAAUUAAUUUCAAUGUAAUAUCUGUUAGGUGCUGCAACUCAUGGAACAGACCUUGUGAACCACCCACGAGCUUACGGUCAGCUAAGUCACCCAUCCGUUUUUCGUGAUAACAUCAAUCUUCAAUGGGAACAAAGAGUGCUGUUUCCAUUUCUUGGAGAAGAAUUGCAUCUGAUAUUACUUACUUGUAUCACCUUACUACACGAUGGGAGCCUCUCAGUAUUAUUAUUGAUGGAGCAAUAUAUCGGGUUUCAAUAUCGUGAUAAUAUUGCUUCAGCGGCCAGCGUGAUACCUGGGAAAAUUCAACACUUUUGUAGCAGUAUAAGCAAGGAAGCCAUGGGAGGAUGAACGAAUGUGGCUGCAGUAUAAAAGAGAGUCCCAAACUUCUACUGAACACAUUGUCCCACACAGACAUUGAGUGUUAAGUCGUUUAAUUCCUACAGUCCUUUUAAUUUGUCAGUAAUGUACUUUACCAUGUCUAAAUUGUUGGUCCUGUUGGCCGUUGUUGCCUUGCAAUCGUCUACCUGCUCAGCCCAGGAAUUCAGUAUCUUCGGCCCUCUCUUUUCCGGUGUUACUUCUUUUACGAUGGUAACAUCAACAUCGACUCUCACCAAACCAACACCUUGCUUCAUCACUUCCGGCGACAACGUCACGGCAUGUCGCCGAAAACGUGGAAUUGAAGAGAAAUCCGAAAUUAUUCAAUUUGAUGAGGAGGAAUUUGAACCAUCAGUAGUUAUGGGGAUCGAGCCUACCGCAGCCCCCUUGACUUUCAGAUCCCUUGCCGAUUCCAGUAACGUGAUCGCAAGUUCGUUUGACGACGACUCGUUUCAUACUUCUGUCAACAUUUUCCGCCAAUUGGCUGUUAAAGGCAGGAAUAAUCGGAUUCCGGUCGGCGAUUGCGGCAUGAGGAUCCUUAACUUGAGUCAACUUCUUUCCUGUUUGGGAUUGACCGUCCAGGAAACAACAACCCUAACUGCCACUUUCACAAUAACCAAGACUUUAUCAUCCGGUUUUACUACCAUGACCGUGGCUGGAUGCACUCCGGCAGGUUUCCCCGUUCUUUCUUGCCCAAUUGAUAAUACCAGCACUCCUCCUACUACACCGACCACAACAACAACGACAACAACAACUGGGAUUACGGCUGUGGGCACAAAAACUGCGAGAAUGGUCCGUCGAUUCAAAAAUGUAAAUCAAUCCGCGUAGGAGACACGGAAUUGAAUUUCCAUUAAGUAGAGGCGACUUUUCUUAGCUGAAGCAAUUUUGCUGAUGAAUUUGGUUUGGAAGGAUUUUCUAUUUUUGCUAUUAUGAAACUUAUUUAUUUACAUCAUUGUUUUAAUGUAACAUUUUUAUUUAUCUUGGAAAUGAUGGCUGACAAACUCCUUUACGAAAAGUAUAUAUUUUUUUCUUUUUUUUUUUUAGAUUUCAUACCAUCUUGUGAGCUAUAUCUAGCCAUCAAUUAAUUAAAUCAAUAUACUACUCACGUAAAACAAAUAAUUGCAGAAUGAAUUGAAGUCGUCAAUUUCUUCACAAUUGACUUACUAAAUCAAAUAUGCAUACGUAAUUUGCUAUUCUAUACUGUAGCCUUCGUAUGUCACAGUCCAUAUUCCAACAAAUGUCAUCAAAUUUCUUAUCAUAUACAUAGGAACUAUACUAUUCAUGAUAAACGCGAUAUUGGACUCGGCAGUCAAUCACGCAAAGAGAGCAGAAGUUGACUGAUUUUUUAAGGAGGUCAACGUGGUAUUUCAACAAAUUAAUUUAUGAAUGAUUAAUGUAUGGCUUGUACCGCACUUUUGAAAGAUGAAAAACGCAAGAUUUCGACAUCAGUGAAUGGCCAAGCACGCUAAUGAGCAUCAAACAAAGUGAUUUUACAAGGGCGAAUCAUAUCGGAAACGGUAUAAAAAGAAAGUGGAAAGUUCGAUUGAACAUAUUGUAUCUUCAAACUCUUCACAAUUCAGUCGCUUUAUUCAGUCAAACUUCUGUAAUACUAUUUCAAAAUGCAUUUUGUUAUGCCUAAAUUGUUGGUUUUGCUGGCCGUUGUUGUCUUGCAAUCGUCUGUGUGCUCAGCGCAAGCAUUCAGUAUCUUCGGCCCUCUCUUUUCCGGUGUUACUUCUUUCACUUUGGCAACAUCAACGAUGACUUUGACCAAGCCCACGCCCUGUUUCAUCACUGCCGGUAAAAAUGUUACCCAAUGUCGGCGAAAACGUGGAGUAGAAGAGAAUCAGCAAAUUAUUCAAUUUAAUGAGGAGGAAUUUGCACCAUCAGUAGUUAUGGGGAUUGAGCCUACCAUAGCUCCUUUGACUUUGAGGUCGUUUCUCGACUCGAAUUCGAUUCUCAGUUCGUUUGAAGACGACUCGUAUCGCACCUCCGUCAACAUUUUCCGUCAAUUGGCUGUUAAAGGCAGGAAUAAUCAAAUUCCUGUUGGUGAUUGUGGCAACUCCACCGUCAACUUGAGUCAACUUCUUUCCUGUUUGGGCCUAACUGUGCAGGAAACAACGACGCUAACUGCCACUUUCACGCUAACCCAGACGUUAUCAUCUGGUUUUACCACUUUGACUGUAGCAGGUUGUACUCCGUCAGGAUUUCCUAUUCUUGCCUGUCCUAAACCGUCCAUCCCAGUGACUGUCAAAGCCACCACUAUGGCUACUAAGUUGUUUAAACCUAACUUAAACGUUUGAUUAUUUUAUUCCAAUUUCUCUGAACAUCGCAGCCAACAAUAUUCUACUUGAAUCGCUGUUUGGAUAUGAGAUGAUAAUUUUGUGGGUUACUUUUAUCUUCGCAUUUGGUUAUAGCGUAAAAAUAAUUCUUGCUACCGCAUUUUUAAUCUUUACUUGCAUUAUUACUUCAAAUCUUAUGUGAGUUUUGUUUACAAUAUGUAUUUCUAUAUUUUGUUAUUGGUCACAGCAAUAAAAGGUUCUUUGGGUU